Peromyscus leucopus (white-footed mouse) is the source of this 1883-nucleotide messenger RNA. RefSeq names its product haloacid dehalogenase like hydrolase domain containing 5 (gene Hdhd5). NCBI's taxonomy places the organism in Eukaryota, Metazoa, Chordata, Mammalia, Rodentia, Cricetidae. Gene Ontology annotation, cellular component: mitochondrion. The transcript is spliced from 8 exons. Gene Ontology annotation, biological process: glycerophospholipid biosynthetic process. The coding region runs from base 1 to 1257 and encodes 418 amino acids. The record is from RefSeq and is a predicted model, not a curated record.
AUGGCUGCGCGCAGCGGGCUGGCCGCUCUCGGUGCCGGGCGCCGGGCGUGGAAUCUUCCUGUGCGCCUGUCUGCGGGGCUCCCGGGCUGCUGGCUCCGGAGAGGCUACGUCGUGGGCCGCGCUGAGAGCCCUCCCACCUUUGGCUUACUGUUCGACAUCGAUGGGGUGCUGGUUCGAGGCCACAGAGUGAUCCCCGCUGCUCUGGAAGCUUUUGGCAAGCUGACAAACUCCCAGGGAGAGAUGCGGGUACCUGUGGUUUUUGUCACGAAUGCGGGGAACAUCUUACAGCACAGCAAAGCCCAGGAGCUGUCAGACCUGCUGGGGUACAAGGUGGAUCCAGACCAAGUCGUUCUCUCUCACAGCCCCAUGAAACUCUUCUUACAGUAUCACAACAAGCGGAUGCUGGUGUCUGGGCAGGGACCUGUGGUGGAAAAUGCCAGGUCACUAGGCUUCCAGAACGUGGUGACCGUAGACGCGCUGCGACGAGCCUUCCCGGAGCUGGACAUGGUGGACCUCGAGCGGCGGCCGAAGAGCACGGCCCCGAGGAAUGACUUCUCCACCAUUGAAGGGGUCCUCCUCCUUGGGGAGCCAGUCCGCUGGGAGACGAGCCUGCAGCUGAUUAUGGAUGUCCUCCUUAGCAAUGGAAACCCUGGGACUGGGCUGGUGACAGCUCCGUAUCCCCACCUCCCUGUCCUGGCUAGCAACAUGGAUCUCCUGUGGAUGGCUGAAGCCAAGAUGCCCAGGUUUGGUCAUGGCACCUUUCUGCUGUGCCUGGAAACCAUCUACCGGAAAGUAACAGGCAAGGAGCUGAAAUACGAGGGCUUGAUGGGCAAACCCAGCAUCCUCACUUACCAGUACGCCGAGGACAUGAUCAGGCAGCAGGCUGAGAGGCGGGGCUGGUCUGCCCCCAUCAGGAAGCUCUAUGCUAUAGGUGAUAACCCUGUGUCUGAUGUCUAUGGUGCCAACCUGUUCCACCAGUAUCUGCAAAUGGCAAAGCAUGGAGAGGAGGGACCUGGGACUGGUGGGCAGCAAAAGCAGCGGCCUCCAGCAGCCCAGAGCUGUGCCUCCAUCCUGGUAUCCACUGGCAUAUACAGCUCUCAGGACGCAGGUUCCCAGGUGCCCACGUCUGGAGGGGCAGAGCCAUUCCACGGGCACCGAGACUUCAGCUUCAGGCCAGAGCUCCUAAAGGCCUCCCACGUCGUUCGUGACGUGAACGAAGCCGUGCAGCUGGUUUUCCACCAGGAGGGGUGGGCUUGAUAGUAAGGAGAUGUAGCAGAGGCAAGGGGCUGUUGGGGCUUUCGCCUCAGGGACUCCUGUGUGCCAGCUCUGGUCCAGGUCCCAGUCCUUGCCCGGCCCCUUGCCUGCUUCCUGGACGAAGAGGACCUGCAGCUUCAGGAGCUAUGCAUUGACCUUGGGCAGCAGUUCAGGACGACUGGGUUCUGGCACUACCUGUGUGUCUCCUGCAGUCUGACCUCAGGCCGGUUCCUUUACCUCUGUGCCUCAGUGUCCUCUCAAUAAGGACUUUUCCCCCCUCAAUACAGGGUCUCAACUAUUGUAGCUCUGGCUGUCCUGGAACUCGCGCUGUAGACCAGGCUGUCCUCGAACUCACAGAGAUCCGCCUACCUCUGCCUCGUGAGUGCUGGGAUAAAAGAUGUUGCCACCACACUUGCCUCAGUAAGGACUUCUAAAAACGGGGACAGUGUACAAUUAUGUGCAAACUUCUGGAGAGCCUUUGCUCUCGCUGAGGGAACCCUUGUAUGCCAGUAGGGUGUGUACUAACACUCUUGAUAGCUUCCACUGUAUUCUAGACUAUUGCCCUGAGGCUCUUGGGCUUUUCUUUUUUUUUUUUUUUUUUAAAUUAAAAACGACCCUAGUAUUUGUUA